Molecule: messenger RNA, 1656 nt
Organism: Verticillium alfalfae VaMs.102
Lineage: Eukaryota; Fungi; Ascomycota; Sordariomycetes; Glomerellales; Plectosphaerellaceae
Source: the annotation of a RefSeq genome assembly
AUGAUAGUAGUUUCAAUUUUAUUUAUAUUACUUUCCAAUGCCGUUACUUUAAGACGAGAUGUAUCAAUACUAUUCAAUAGAGUAGCUAUUUUAGCUUUAACUUACUGUAUUUUACAAGAUAUGGUGAGUUUAUCUAUUGUAAGUAAAGGUAUAGGGUUACAUGGAGGUUUACUUCAUAUAACUAAUAUUACACAAAUUUUCCAUAUAUUUAUUUUUUUUAUUACUAUAUUAAUUUUACAAUUAACUAGUUUUCAUCCUAGAAAAGUUUGAAUUCCUGAAUAUUCAUCUUUAUCAGAUUUAUUAAAUUCUAAACUUGUUUAUUAUAGAACUAAAAUUAUAAAUAAAAUGGGAGAACAUUUAAAAAUUAUAGAAUAUCCCUUAAUAUUAUUAUUUGUUAAUUUAGGUGGAGUUUUCUUAAUGUCAACUAAUGAUUUAGUGUCUAUUUUCCUUUCAAUAGAAUUACAAAGUUAUGGUUUAUAUAUUGUAAGUACAAUAUAUAGAAAUUCUGAGUCAUCUACUACUGGAGGUUUAAUUUACUUUUUAUUAGGUGGAUUAAGUUCAUGUUUUAUUUUAUUAGGUACAGCUUUAUUAUAUGCUAAUUCUGGUACUACAAACUUAGAUGGUUUAUAUAUAAUUAACAGUAUAAGCGAUUUUAGUGAUAUGACUUAUUGAUAUAAACCUUAUUAUAUUAAUUUUUCUUUAUUAGUGUUUAGUAUAGGAUUCUUAUUUAAAAUAGGUGCUGCUCCAUUCCAUUUUUGAUCUCCUGAUGUUUAUGACGCUAUACCUACUAUAGUUACAACAUUUGUAGCUAUAGUUGCGAAAAUUUCUAUAUUAAUUUUCUUAUUAGAAUUAGUUUAUUAUACAAGUAAUAGUUUUUCUGAUCUAAAUUGAACUUUUAGUUUAAUAAUAAGUUCAUUAUUUUCACUUAUUAUUGGGACAGUUGUUGGUUUAACACAAUUUAGAAUUAAAAGAUUAUUUGCUUAUAGUACUAUUUCUCAUGUAGGUUAUAUGUUAUUAGCUUUAGGAAUAUCAAGUAUAGAAUCUACUCAAGCAUUUAUAUUUUAUUUAACACAAUAUUCUAUAAGUAAUUUAAAUGCUUUUGUUAUAUUAAUAGCUAUAGGAUUUUCUUUCUAUCGUUAUGUAAGUGAUAAUAAAGAACAUAAAGAACUUUUAGAUAAAAAUAAUUCUCCUUUACAAUUAGUUAGUCAAUUAAGAGGUUACUUUUAUAUAAAUCCUUUAUUAUCUAUAAGUUUAGCUAUUACAAUAUUCUCUUUCAUGGGUAUACCUCCUCUUGUAGGAUUCUUUGGAAAACAAAUGGUAUUAAGUGCAGCUUUAGAUAAAGGAUAUAUAUUUAUAACUUUAGUUGCUAUCUUAACUAGUGUUGUAGGAGGAGUUUAUUAUUUAACUAUAAUAAAAGAAAUUUUCUUCUAUUCACCUACAUAUAAAAUUAACCCUUUACUAGAAAAUUUAAAUAUACCUGGUAAAAUUGAACCUAGUUCUAAAGAAGUUAAUAUUAAGCAUGAUAAUAUAGUUAUAGCUAGUCCUAUAGCAUUUAUUAUUUCUGUUAUUACUUUAAUAAUAUUAUUAUUUAUAUUUAUAAAUAAAGAAUGAUUAAGCAUGGGUACCAUAUUGGUACAUAUUUUAUUUAAUUAUUAA